Botrytis deweyae is the source of this 4440-nucleotide messenger RNA. RefSeq lists its product as uncharacterized. Bases 1 to 4440 code for a protein of 1479 amino acids. The transcript is spliced from 2 exons. Gene Ontology annotation, cellular component: microtubule organizing center. NCBI's taxonomy places the organism in Eukaryota, Fungi, Ascomycota, Leotiomycetes, Helotiales, Sclerotiniaceae. The record is from RefSeq and is a predicted model, not a curated record.
AUGGUGCAAGCCGGAAUAGCAGGGCUUGAUACACCACGAACGGCUCUUGGGGAUGCUACUUAUCUAGGUAGUCAUGCCCUCGAUUUUGAUAUUUCACAAGAGCAGUCUUUCCAAUCGCCGUCAAAAGACAACAACCUAGUUUCGCAGAUGCAAAAUGGCCGCCGUGGUGUCAACAUUCGCACUCCCAGAAGUCGCACUACCCUUGGGGACAGGCGAAAUUUGCCAGCGGGGCUUGGGGGAGGAGAGUUCACACCUCUACUGAAGAAUGCGACGAUGAAUAGCACUCGUCGAAAUAACAAAGAGAACGUUCAGGCAACACCAGCAUUUCUUCGGGCAGGUGGAUUGGACAAAAUCCAGGAAGGUUUCAGCCCAUUGCCCGCUGGAUCAGCAUACGGGGACGAUUCAACAAGAACGGGUUCCUUUAUGGCUGGUACUCCCAUGCCGCAUAUCGACAGUAGUACAGCCUCGACACCCGCAGCUUUACUGCCCCGGCGAAACGAGGGGCCUGGGGUUCUACAAGAUGGAAACCAAUUGUCACUACGCGAGCAAGAAAACGUCAUUGACAGAAUUGAGAAGGAAAACUUCGGACUAAAACUUAAGAUCCAUUUCCUGGAAGAGGCCUUGAGAAAGGCAGGGCCGGGAUUCAGUGAAGCUGCACUAAAAGAAAACACUGAGCUUAAAGUUGACAAAGUUACCAUGCAAAGGGAGUUACAAAAAUUCCGAAAGACAUUGACUGCAGCCGAAAAGGAUGUCGAGCAAUAUCGACAACAGAUUCUGGAUAUGCAGGAGAAGUUUAAGAGGAGGCAUGUGAGUGCCGGGCAACAGGAAGAGCUAGAUAAUUUGCGGCAAGUUUUGGAGGAGAAGGAAGAUGAACUAAACCGAGUGCGAAGCCAGGAAGACAAGUACGCCGAUAUGGAGAACAAAAUCGACGAUUUGGAAGCAGACCUACGCGAAAAGGAUCAGCUCAUUAAUGACAGGGAAGACGAUAUUGACAAUUUGAAGGAUGAUGUUCAGAAACAUGUUGGAACUAUCUCUAACUUGGAAACAGCCCUGAAGAAAUCGCAACGCCGAGCGAUAGAGUUGGAAGAGAAAGCAACGGGACAAUCCAAUGAAGAGCUCAAAGAGGCCGAGUCAUUGAUUAAGGAAUUAGAGCGUGAUGUAGAACGCCUGAGAAUCGAAGCCGAAGAAGCUAAAGAGGAUCACCAAGAAGCCAUUCGAGAUAAAAAACGUGCCGAAGCCAAUCUAGAAGAACUUCAGGAUGAGCUAGCCAACAAGUCCAUCACAACUAAAGGCUUGAGUCGCCAAAUUGAGGAGAAGGCCAACCGUUUACAAGACGAACUGGAAGAUCUUCGAGAACGACACCAAAACUUGGAGCAGCAGCAUGCUGAAAAAACACGUGAAGUCAAAAAAUGGCAAGAGAAACUGGAGGACUUGAAACGUGACAGUGAAGCGAAGGAGCAGAGUCUUCAUGAUAAAAUUGACUUGAUUGAAAAUGACUUGGAUCAGACUAUUCGUGAGCGAAAAGCUCUUGCUACUCGGCUCGAAAGUCUGCAAGGAUUACAGAGAGAUUUCCAACAGAGGAAUGAUGAGAAGAAUCUCCUCCAGGGCCGACAUGACGCUCUGACAGCUGAAUCUGCUAGUCUACAAGCAGAUUUGGCUCAGGCUAAAGCUUCAAUCGAGGAUCUGGAAGAUAAAUUGUCACAUGAGAAGAGUUUGGCACUUGGUAACGAACGUGACGUACGGGAUCAAUACACAGAAGAGAUAGGACGCCUUGGUCAUGAAGUUGAGGACCUCAAAGCAGAAAUCCGGGAGAAAGAACGCCUAUACGAUGAAGACGUUGAUAACUGGGAGACCGAAAAACGCAAUCUUGAAACCCAACGAGCCCGUGCCGAAGAACACGCGGCAAGCCUCCAGAAAACCAUCGAUCGACUUCAACAGACCGAAGGUUCUUUAUCUGGGAGAGAGUCGAAACUUCGAGAGGCUAUGCGCAGCGAGAAAGAGAGGCACGAGAGUCAAGAAGCUCUUCUUACACGCCAGAUAAAUGAGUUGAACGAAGAUGUUCAAGCUCGUCGCAAAGCAUUGGAAGAGUCAAGAUCCGAACUGGCUAGUGUUCGAGAAGAGCUUAGACUCAGCCAGCGUGAUCAAAGAUCCUUGGCUGAAAAGAUUGAGGGUCUGGAGGAUGAAGUUGAGAUUCUGCAGACCAGUCUUGACGAGGAAACCGAUCAAGCCAAUCAAGAUAUUAGUGCUGCCAGACACGAAUCUGACAGUCUUCGAAGACAGUUACAGACUCUUAAGCAAGAUCUUGCGAAAGCAGAAGCCGCAGCCACCAGUGCAAGAGCAGAACUGGAGGUAUUCCAUAGCGACUUCCAAGCUGAUCAAGGAUCGAAAGAGAGUUUGAACAAGCUGUUACAGAAUCACGAGGCCCAGCUGUCAAAGGUGCGAUUGGAGAAACAGAACUUGCAAGACCAAAUUGGCAAAGUCAACCUCGAACUUCACUCCCUCCGAUCAUCGAAUGCUGAACUCAAGGCUGAGAAAGAUGAGAUCUCGAGUCAACUGAGGGCUUUGAAGCAACAAGAAGACGAAACAUUCCGUCUCGAAGAGGAGAGAGUUGAGCUUCGAACAGCCAAGAUGAAGCUUGAUAACGAAGUUCGCCGACUUCGUGAGGACCACAAGAUUGCCGUGGCAGAGCAAAAGGCUAUCGAAAAGGAGCUGAAUGAAGAAAUUGAGAGAGCCAGUACCGAAGAAGCUCGCCUCAACGCUGAGAUUCAGGACCUACAUCGUAUACUCCGCGGCUCAUCCGAAAAGCGGGAGUUAGCUACAGCCAGAAAGACUAUCAGCAAGCUAGAAGAGCGAAUCCUGGAAUUGGCAAGUCAGCCAGCAUCGGGUGAUCAGCAUAACGAGAAUUCUCACGAAUUAUCUGAAAUUAAACAAGAUCUCACAGCAUUGCGUCAAAAAGAGAAUGAAUACAUUCAACGUGAAACCGCCCAUAAGGAUAAGGUUAAGGGUCUCAAACGACAAAUUGCUGAGCUCGAGCGUAAAGUUCACGAGACUGAUUUGGCACGUUUUAACGUCGCCUCUUCGCCAGCUUCGGUUGGUGGCUCUACUCAUAAGGAAAUCGGUCUACUUCGUCAUCAGCUUUCAGAGGCACAUCAGUCUCUCAAAGAUCUUCGUUCCCGAAUGAAGGAGUCAGACAGAGAAGCAGCACGAAAAAUCAACGCCUUGACCAUCAACUUCCAACAUCAAGAGCAAAGUUGGGAAGCCGAGAAAGACCAAUUGGAGCGUCAAUUGGAUGAGCUACGCCUUACCAAAGAUGAGCUCUCAACGAGGAAUGCCUCCUUUGAGGCAGCUAUCAACAGACUCAGUGACAAAAUCGAUCGUCUCCAGAAAGCUCUCAUGGCUGAACGUGCAAAUAGUGGAGAAAACCACACUAUUGCUCUUGAACGCAGAGACCUCCACGAAAUGCUUCAGGAAGCUCAGAUUCAACGCGAAUCUUUACAACUACUUAUCAAGGAACGUGAAACUGCAAUCCAAAGUGUAAGCGCCAAGGAAGUUGAGCUUCGCAGCAGUCUCCGCCGAGUCCGCGAUGAACGUAACCGAGAACGUGCCAGGGCCCUUAGCGCCAAAGAGCAAUUGGAACUUCUCGAGGAGGAAUACGUCAAGUCGAAAGAAGACUACAUCAAGGCGAAGAGUGAAUGGGAAGCCGAAAAGCGCACUCUUAGCAGCGGUGUUAGAUUCCCAAAUAUGUCGAUUUCGUACACCGAAGACGAAAUUCAAGCAUUAAAGAAGGACCGAGAUGAACUAGAGAAGCGAUUUUCGAAAGAAAUUGAAAAGAGAGAUGACAAACACGGAAAGGAGUUGAAGGGUCUGUGCAUGCAAAUCGAAUGGAUGAAAGCCCGUUGUGCUCGAGAAGAAAGCAAGCGCGCUGAUUUGGCAUACGCGAAGAAAUAUCUGACCGCCAAAAUCAGCAUGUAUGAUGCAUGCAACAAAGCUGAUCUCCGCCUCCUCCGCCAAACAAGUUUGAUACCCGAACCAGCUCCCGCCCCUAAACCCAAGGCCACGAUCCGCACUGUAGCUUUCUUAAUCAUAGCCGGUCUCCGCAUGCGCAAAGGUGCAGAAGCAUGGGAUCAAAAUAAGAAAAUCCACCAGAAGAUACUCGGAAAAUUAGAGGUCAUGAGAGCUAAUCGAGCAAAGAGAAUUUCGUCUCAGGAAAAUGCAGCAAGAGAAGAGAUUCCAGGUUCGUUAUCGGCAAGGAAAGAAAGCUCGGGAUCGCGCUCUGUAUCUCGUGCUGGAUCCAGAGAUGUAUCGCGGAAUGCAUCGCCCGUUAAGGCAAAUCAAGCACAACCGAUCGUCAAUCCGGCUUUCAGUGUCGCGAGGAAGAGUAGUCUUAAGAGUGCUGUGAGGGACAUCUUGAAGGAGAGGAAUGAGGGGGUGAGGGAUUGA